Messenger RNA from Cuculus canorus (common cuckoo), 3345 nucleotides. RefSeq names its product peroxisomal biogenesis factor 11 alpha (gene PEX11A). Bases 1 to 822 code for a protein of 273 amino acids. The transcript is spliced from 3 exons. NCBI's taxonomy places the organism in Eukaryota, Metazoa, Chordata, Aves, Cuculiformes, Cuculidae. Gene Ontology annotation, cellular component: peroxisomal membrane. The record is from RefSeq and is a predicted model, not a curated record. Gene Ontology annotation, biological process: peroxisome fission; regulation of peroxisome size.
AUGGUGGAGGAAUCUUCAAGGAAAGCUUCCGGAUAUACACAGCCAUGGUUCUGCCCUUCCAGGUGCAAAACACUCCACAGAUGCAGGAAUCACAGCAGAUGCAGAAGAACGAAGGAUCAUGCGGUAUCGACACUUGUAAGAGUCACUCAGUACACAUGCAUGUUGCUUAGCUAUUUAAUGGAGCAUAAUGCUGAUAAAAAGAAGCUGGUAGUGAAACUCAGGCAGUUGGAAUCUAACAUGAGCUCUAGCCGGAAAAUGUUCAGACUGGGCAACGUGGUACAUGCCUUGGUAGCAGCCAGGAAAACUACACAGAUGCCAGAUGUGGUGCCUCGCUUCUGCCUUACAGCCUCCAACCUGACCCGUGCCCUCUACUUCGUCUGCGAUGCAGCCCUGUGGCUGAAGAGCGUUGGGCUCCAACCUGACAUUGAUAAGCCAAAGUGGCAGAAUUGGGCUACCAAGUUUUACUACGUUUCAAUCCUGAUGAAUCUAGCCAGGGACUGGUAUGAGAUCUCCUGGAGGCUGGAACAGGCUGUACAGGAAGUAGAGACAAAGGCGAAUUCAUCCUGGGACAACCACCAUCAGGAACUGAAUCGUGUGAAACAUGAUGGUUUGCACGGGUUUCUUCUCCUGCUGUUUCAGAUACUGAAAAGACAUCCUCCUUUGCUGCUAGACUUGGUGAAGAAUCUCUGUGAUCUCUCAGGUCCUUUGGACACGCUAGGGAUCUACAAGACCAACCCAGGAGUGAUUGGUUUCUGUGGCAUUCUCUCCUCCCUGGUGGGGAUCCUCACACUAGCAAGCCCACAUCUGAAGCUGCAACAGUGACAUAAAAGGAACCGCAUAGUAUGCAGCAAGCCAGCAGCUUUGAUCCUCUGAUAGGUUUUUGUCCUUCAUGUGGCACUUUCAAAAUGAACGUGUCUCACAGUAACCUCAAGAUUAAUUUUGUCCUCUGAAAGUUGUGAAAUAGUUACGUAGACAACUGUAAUAGGUUAUGAUUCAUAACUAACUGUGUUUACACUGGAAAGCUGGAAUUCACCAGUCAAAGGUUCCUACAGUCAGGUUUCCUGUAGUGGGCUCAGGCAGGUUAGGGGCUGUGGUCAAAAUGGCCUGAAGUCCAACACGAGUGUUCUGCUGGGUUUGGGUUGAUAGUUCUCGUCUCCUAUAGGCUAUGGUGUGAAUGCAGUGGGAUGAUAACUGAAGAGUAGUGUGAUCUGACCUCCGGGUGAUCUCUGUGUAACAUGCGCUGGUGAUGCUGGAUCUGUAGCCUAACAAGUGCCAACUUGUGUCCCAGGAAAUCAGCACUUUAUUAUUUUCCUUUAGUAAUGUGAGCCAAGGACUGUUGGCCCCUGACAUUUCCAGCAGGCCAUGGCUGAGGGUUUUGGUGAACAGCGUGUGAGAGAUGCUUGUCUGAGUGCUGAUGAUGCUGUGAUUUGUAGGGAACUAGGUUUCCAAAGCUGUGAAUCUGGAACCACUCACAAGCACUGAAUUUCCUAUUACACAUGCACCUUAACUCCCAAAUCCCUGUGAUUCCAAGUGUAACAAUUUUCUGUUAAUUCUAUUAUGAUAAGUAACUUGGUUUACUGUUUUAAUUUUAUGGGAAAAAUUCCAGUAUAGUAAGCUUUGGAACCUGCAGUUAAGGAGAGAAGCUUGGCUCAAAACUCAUUGAGUCAGAAAAACUGCAAGGACAUGUUUGUAAUUGUGUAAGAUCCCAGAGGGAAGGGAAUGGAGUCGGUUGUGAUAACAUCAGAGUCCCUGUGAGAAGAAAAGCUUAUUACUAGAUUUGGGCAUUUAUGGUUUAGAUUUUCCUGUCUGAUCCUACCUAUCCUUCCCUCUCACGACCACCUCUUGUGUGUUCCCUUGCUGCUUGAAUGGGUUCUACCAUUUGAAAAUGCCCUACGUUUACCCUCCAACUGCAUUAUUGCUCAUCACUUACCUCGCUGGGAAUGAUUGCCUGGCAAUGUAAUCUAGGUUAAAGGGGAAAUGCUGUGUCCAGCUCUCUAGCAGUUACAUGGCAUGCAGUCUUUGUUAAUCCUGACUUUCUGUCUCAUUCUGACACCAUCUGAGAAAAUUUGCACAUUAUAUAUGAGGUAAAAUUAUUUAUCUUCAUCAGAGUUAGGCCGGUGUAUUCUGCCACUGCUUAGUGCAGGGACUUCUUGUUUAAUUUUGUCAGGAGAUGUGAACAAAGACUGCUCUAACCUGGACCAAGGUACUCUCUUAUUAUUUAUGAUGCUGUCUGAAAACAGAAAUUGAAAGGUGCUGAUCUCCUUUAUUAAAAGGAAUUGAGUAGGCAGGUUAAGGCAGUGCCCUAGUUUACCUUAACUCACUAUGGUCAGGCUUUGAAUUACUUCCACUUUGAAGUGCUCGCCUGCCAAUGAAGUGUUUGAAAAAAGAGGUUGCUGGGCAGGAUAAUUAAGCAUGCUUGAAAACCUAGUGUGGCCUGCAGCAGCUCUUCUUUUCAAUAUGGAAAUGAAUACCAUAAAAAGUAGAUGUACUGGCAGUUCAGACCAUAAUGGAGACUUACCUAUGGGGUAUGUUGUCUUCAAGGGCUUCCUCUCUGUCAAUGGAAUGUUUUUGUUUCUUUACUCUGUUUGCCUUUGAGCUCCUGGCAAUGUGGGGCCCAUCCCUCCCUUGGUCAGAUUUGAUCAUUAUCCCUGCAUGUAGCAACAACUGUAAGGAAUGAAGAGGAGUCUUGAGGAGUCUUGAUGAUCAGGCAGUGGAGGUGUGGCCACCUUUUGUCUCAGAAUUCCAUCUUCUUGCAAAAAAAAUGCAUUUUUAGUUCCUCUCAGGGGAGCCCUUGGAUACAAAGUGCUUCUUUCACUGGAUUGUGAGCUAAUUUCUCUUUUUCCGUUGUAGUUUGGAGGCAAAGAGAAAAUGCAUUUAUAUACUGAUGUGGCCUCUAGCGAGAUACACCUCCCUGCGCCCUGCGGAGAGAGAAGGAUGGUUUUUCCCUUGUGCCAAGUAAAUGCUGUGCAAAGCCAUGAACCAGGCUUUGAUGUUUCUCCUCUGCGGACUGGCAUGGAUUAGCAAGUUCAGACUUGACCUGGGAGUUGGGGCAGUGAGUUUUCAGCCUGUCUCCGCCUUACCUGUCAUAUUCUACAUGACUUGGAUUGGAGUAUACAGGAGUAACUCUCUUAACUGGAUAUUAAGCACUAAUACUUGCCUUCUGCUCCCCAGCUGGAGGGUAGCGAUUUAAUGUAUCUUAACAUAAUAUGACUGAAGCCAUAGACUCAUGAUCAAAUGGAGAAAAUCUUUUUAGUGCCUUUUUUUUGUAUGUUUCUAAUAUAGUAGCUGGAGUAAGGACAGUUGUUUGAACACAAGCAAUAAACUGAGAUGAACAAGACACUGUGU